UCUCCUAUCCUUCGCUGCGUCAACAAGGUUUUCUAAGUCAUCGAAAGUAUUCGUCAUUUGUAAUGACGAGCAUGGAGUGGCGGCGACCAGUGAAGCCAACAGCCGUAGAAGAUCGCGUCAAAUUUGUGUGGAUGUGGGUGGAAGGUAUGUCACUCCGCGCCAUAGCCCGAGAGACAGGUGCCAGCGUGACCACCGUGUACAGGUGGGUCCACCGCUGGCAGCAAGAAGGCAAUGUCAACACCAAACCUCGCGGACACAAACCCCUUGUAACACACAGGGAUCUUGAUUUAGCCAACAUUCCUGAAGUGAUGCAUCAGUCCUCGACAACUUCACUGGAUUACACUUCCCUCCAGUGUUAUCAUAAGCCAGACAAAGUUCCCUACUACCGAGAUCUCAUGGAAAUGGUAGAACAUUAUUACCCAUCUUCAUACAUGGAUUAUCUAACGCUCUUGGCAAAGAUUCAUAAACUUCGAUCUACAUUCGAAUAUCUUAAUAACCAGUUUAUAGACAAAUACAGGAAUUUGGUCCCCAUAAAUAGAGUUCCCAGGGUUCACACCAUAUGUGCCACAGAUCUAGAUCAAUAAUAUUAGAAACUACGGAGUAUCAAACAAAAAAAUAAUGGGAAAGACUCAGUCUUCAGGUCAGAACUAGACCAAAGAGAAUGACAGUAGUGCAAAAAGUAUAAAUACAAAAAUUGUAAUUCAAUAUUUAGUCAUUGUGUGUCUGAGUACCACUGUGGAGCGACUCGCCAUAAUGUUUUGUGCCUACAUGUUACCUAACAAAGUUUGAUUUAAGUCAAUAAUGCAAUAUAUAUCAUUGAUUCCAUUAAAACGUUUUGCAGUCUCAAA
This is a messenger RNA of Homarus americanus (American lobster), 848 nucleotides long. RefSeq lists its product as uncharacterized. The coding region runs from base 63 to 584 and encodes 173 amino acids. NCBI's taxonomy places the organism in Eukaryota, Metazoa, Arthropoda, Malacostraca, Decapoda, Nephropidae. The transcript has 2 exons. The record is from RefSeq and is a predicted model, not a curated record.